AAUCAAACGCUAUUGUCGUUCUUGCGAGAUGUUUUGAGACUGACUGGAUCCAAAUUGGGUUGUGCCGAGGGAGGAUGCGGAGCUUGUACCGUUAUGCUUUCCAAAAAGAAUGUGGAUACUGGCAAGAUAAAACACUUUUCGGUCAAUGCAUGUCUCAUGCCCGUGUUGGCUGCCGACGGGUGCCACGUGACAACUGUGGAGGGGAUUGGAACCGUCAAAAACGACAAUUUGCACCCCGUGCAGAAUGCCAUGGUUGAUAUGCACGGAUCACAGUGUGGUUUCUGUACACCCGGAAUAAUUGUGUCGAUCUAUGCUCUCCUGGCCAACAAUCCUACCACCGCAUACCUCGAAGAACAUUUGGAUGGCAAUUUAUGUCGUUGUACCGGAUACCGCCCAAUUUGGGACGCGGCGCGUUCCUUGUGCGACGACGGCGAAGAACUUGUCAAAGGUCCUUGCGGAACAGCGUGCCGCGAAUGCCCGGAACGCGAGGCUUGCGAUCAAGACUGCAACGUCCAAGACAAGGCGACGUCCGCCGACAACAUGUGCUGCUCAUCGUCCAAGGAUAAAAUGAGUACUUACAAGGAGACUUUCCUAACAAACAAGGAUUCUUGGAGAGCGCAACCGAAUGUUAUGUUUCCCAAGGUAUUGAUGGACACAGCCUCGGUCGAAAGUACCCUCUUAACGAAACCACUCAUGAUUGUGGACCGUUCUGAAUAUCACACUGGAGGCACCUGGUUUAAACCUACGACUUUUGCUGGACUUUUGGCACUUUUGCAGGAGUUUGGCGGUACUGGGACAGGAGCUUGCAAAAUUGUGGUUGGAAAUACGGAAGUCGGCAUUGAAACAAGGUUCAAAUACGCGGUCUACCCUCGCUUGAUUAGCCCAUCGGAGUCUAUCAGGGAGUUGUUUGGCUUUGAAGUCUCCGGUGCUAAUCUGAUAAUUGGCUCGUGCUGUCCCUUGAGCACGAUUCAGCAUCAUUGCAAUGCACUCGGCGAGCAAGAUCUCCUCGUCCGCACCGUCAUGCCCAUACACGAUAUGCUUCGCUGGUUUGCUUCGACUCAGAUUCGUAACGUGGCAUGUUUGGGUGGAAAUCUUGUGACAGCGAGUCCGAUCUCGGACAUGAAUCCGAUGUUGGCUAGCAUGGGAGCCAAACUGGUCAUUGCCUCUUUGGACGCAACGGACAAAACGACGAUUUGCCGUCGUUAUGUCGACGUGUCGGACUUUUUUGUCAAGUAUCGUACGGUCGAUCUCAAGCCCACGGAAAUUUUGGAACGCAUCGAAGUUCCUGUUCUUCGGAACCCGUUCGAAUACCUCAAGCCUUUUAAGCAAGCCCGCCGUCGUGAGGACGAUAUAAGUAUCGUGACUUCGGGCAUGCGCCUAAAACUCACAGUUGUGGAUCACGAAUAUAUCAUUGAAGAAGCAUCUCUGGCUUUUGGAGGUAUGGCUCCGACUACCGUUCUGGCGACCGAAACUGUCAAGAUCUUGAUUGGAUCCGCAUUUUGUGCUAAAUCUUUCGAAAGCGCGACGGAAGCCCUCCUCCAGGAGUUGAGUUUACCCGAAGCCGUUCCAGGAGGUCAAGCAGCGUUCCGAAUGACACUUGCUACAUCGUUCUUGUACAAGUUCUUUCUCUCUGUUGUGGCUGAUCUCAAGGCAGACAUAUCCGCUAUACGAGCAAACCCAUCGGCUUACCCCGGAAUGGAAGUAGAUCUUCCCGACCCUCCUUCAGUUGAUACAAUGGAAGAAAGCGGAACGACCACUGUUGUUGGAAAGGCUUCGGCCCACCAAUCUGGUCCUUUGCACUGCACUGGAGAAGCAGCGUACUGCGACGACAUCCCAAUGCCUGCUGGAACGCUGCAGGCAUGUUUGGUGUUGGCAAGGGAGUGUGGGGGAGUGUUUGAAGCCAUGGAUGUUGCAGAAGCUUUAGCUAUUCCUGGAGUUAUAGGUAUUUACAACUACGAUAGUCUCGUCGGGCUUGGUGGUAGCAAUGAGCUAGGACCUAUCAUUCAUGACGAGACGGUCUUUCUUCGUCCCGGUGACAUUGUUCGAACGGUUGGGCAAGUGCUUGGAAUCGCGGUGGCGGAGACUUUGGAAGCAGCCGAGUUCGCCGCGCGUACUGUACAUGUGACUUGUAGUCAGCCGAAAGAAAAAGUUGUUGUUACGGUUGAAGAUGCUAUUGAAACCGGGAGUUUUUACGAAUUUUCCCGUCAUAGUAUGGAACGCGGUGACAUUGCAAUAAUCGACAGCCUUGCGACGAUCGCCGACUCGACGGGCACACCUUCUUUAGGAGAUGUUGUAAAGAUUUCGGGAACAUUCCGAUCCGGAGCUCAAGAACACUUUUAUCUCGAGACUAAUGCGGCAUUGGUAAUUCCUUCCGAGUCGGAUACAAACUUGACGAUAUACGCCUCAACGCAAGCGCCUACCGAAACGCAAGCUUAUUGUGCCUCAGCGACGGGGACGCCAGCUUCGAAGGUUGUUGUCCGUAUGAAACGAAUGGGUGGGGGUUUCGGGGGGAAAGAAACUCGCAGCGUUUUUGCUGCUUGCGCGGCGGCUGUGGCUGCCAAAUGCGCGAGCCGACCCAUUCGCCUUACUUUAUCGCGUGACGUCGAUAUGAAGAUCACGGGUACACGCCAUGUCUUUCUUUCCAAGUACCAUGCUAGCGCCCAGAUCACUGAAAACGGCGCUAAACUGGUAGCCUUUGACGUCAAAUUGUUUGCGAAUGGCGGUAGUAGCUUUGAUUUGUCCGGACCCGUGGUCGAUAGAGCACUGUUUCAUGUGGAUGGUGUCUACAUGUUUCCGAGCUUUCGUGCGGAAGGUGUGCCUUGCAAAACCGUGCAGGCCCCUCAUACUGCGUUCCGUGGCUUUGGAGGUCCCCAAGGAAUGGCUGUUGUUGAGCACGUAAUGGACCACUUGGCACUCGCCACCAAUGUUGAUGCUGAUAAGUUGCGUCGCAUGAAUAUGUAUAACGAUGGUGAAGCCACCCCAUUCGGUAUGAUUGUGGGUGGACAUCAUAGUGGGAACUGGAAUGUUCCCGUCAUGUGGGAUCGUUUGGUACAAGAACUUGACGUUCCUCACCGUCGAGAGCGUAUUGCCCAGUUCAACGCCAAACACAAAUGGUUGAAGCGAGGCUUGUGUCUCAUUCCGACCCGGUUUGGUAUUGCGUUCACAACAAAGUUUAUGAACCAAGGUGGUGCAUUGGUACAUUUGUAUGUCGACGGAACGGUGCUAGUGACGCAUGGAGGGACGGAGAUGGGCCAAGGCCUUCACACGAAGGUUUGUCAGGUCGCCGCACAAUCAUUUGGUAUUCCUCUGAACGACGUCUAUGUAAAUGAUACGAGUACGGAUAAAGUUGCCAACAGCCUACCGACUGCUGCGAGCAUGUCUACGGACACGUACGGAAUGGCUACGCUGGAUGCUUGUCGUCAGAUAUUGAAACGGCUGGAGCCAUUUCGAGAAAAACUUGGCGCCGAUGCUCCGUUGAAAGAUGUAGCCCAUGCUGCGUUUUUUGCCCGCGUCGACUUGACCGCGCACGGUUUCUUUACCGUCGACGACAAGCGUUGUGGUUUCGACUGGAAGAAGGAGAGACCGGAGGGGUUUCCCGACGACAAGCCGGCCAACUCCUGGAGAGGGAAUCCGUUCAACUAUUUUACGCAAGGAGUUGUUUGUACGGAAGUGGAAAUUGACGUGUUGAGUGGGAACCACCGCACUUUGCAAUCCGAUUUACUCGUUGAUGUUGGUGCGAGUAUCAAUCCGGCAAUUGACAUUGGACAGAUUGAGGGUGCAUUUGUCCAGGGCAUGGGUUGGAGUACAAUCGAGGAAGUGACGUACGCUGACGACGAUCAUACCUGGAUCCGUCCUCGUGGCUCAUUGUUUACCUCUGGACCAGGCACGUACAAGAUACCAGCGUUUAACGACGUUCCCGAGACUUUUAACGUGAGUUUGAUGGACAAUGUGGAUAAUCCGUUUGCGGUACACAGUAGCAAGGCCAUUGGCGAGCCUCCUUUCUUUUUGGGAGCAUCGGUAUUUUACGCCAUUAAGGAUGCGGUGACGGCCGCCCGUAGCCAGAACUUGGGCCAAACGUCGUACUUUGAGAUGCGAAUGCCAGCGACUAGUGAACGUAUCCGUAUGUACUGUGCCGAUCCACUGGCGAGUCAGGCAGUGUCG
Messenger RNA from Phaeodactylum tricornutum CCAP 1055/1, 4161 nucleotides. RefSeq lists its product with no specific name. The record is from RefSeq and is a predicted model, not a curated record. The annotation marks the transcript as partial. The transcript is spliced from 6 exons. NCBI's taxonomy places the organism in Eukaryota, Bacillariophyta, Bacillariophyceae, Surirellales, Neidiaceae. Gene Ontology annotation, molecular function: FAD binding; 2 iron, 2 sulfur cluster binding; oxidoreductase activity.